This is a messenger RNA of Osmia bicornis bicornis, 419 nucleotides long. RefSeq lists its product as uncharacterized. Bases 24 to 419 code for a protein of 131 amino acids. The transcript has a single exon. NCBI's taxonomy places the organism in Eukaryota, Metazoa, Arthropoda, Insecta, Hymenoptera, Megachilidae. The record is from RefSeq and is a predicted model, not a curated record.
CCCUGUUGGGAAGGUAAAACCUAAUGUCCUACUUUUUGAUUUCUAACUUCUCUAAUACACAAUGGAUGUCUUUAGAAAAUAGCAACGAAAGCUUUAAUGCUACCGUUUGGAAUUUGGCUCCAGAAUCUUAUUCAAGCGGCAAAAAAGUCUUGAAAAUAGCGACUGAUAUUGCUGUGUGCAAUUUUAAUGAUGGCCUGACAAACAUUCUCCGAAUUAUGAAAGCUUUGAAGAUGGAUAUUGGUGUCCAAUCAUACAAUUUUUGUCUGGAAGCCGACGCUGAGCGGAUCAACCACGCCGAGCGCUCUUCGACAGAUGCGGCAAAAGUGGCACGCUCUACCUUACAAUCUUCGAGGAAAGAGAAUGAGGAAGAAUAUUUAAACAUGGAAGGACAGCUUUAUGUUCCUGGGAUAGCAGAUUAA